AGGAAAAUACAACCAAAGUCGAGGUGUAAUGGACGUCUGGCUACAUUUCUUGUGAUGCGCACGCUUUUACAAUAAUGUUUUCAGUAUUUUACUACGAAGAAUGAUCAAUAUUGUAUCAUUUAUUAUUUCAGGUGUUCACUAGGCAUUCUGUAUUGUUAUGACAGUUGCAAUUUAAUUUUGGUUGUUGCUGUUUUGCAUAUAGUUUCUCUUUCAGAAACUGUCCCGAAGUAAAUUUCUCAAAUUUGAUAAAAUCCAUGUUUUCAUGUACACGUACAUGUAAGUAUUAUUUGAGUAGUUGUUUGGGUGACUGAAAUAGAUAUUGGGUUGUGAUAGUUUUGUUGAUAGCUGAAGCGUGACCUAGUAACUGAAGUGUAACGAUGGAUAGCUCAGGCAUGUAUGGGCGAUACACGUCCAAAAUGAAACAGAUGAACGAACAGGAGCGAAUUAUCGAGGAGAAAAAGAGAAAGAUUCAGGAGAAGCUGGCAGCAGCACAGAAGAAACUGGUUGAGGGAAACAUCGUUGAAGCCUCCACACCACUCCCAUUGGUGCAAAAGAAAAAGUUUACAGGACGCCUUGGAGCUUUGACAGGAAGGCUUCCAGGUUUUGGAUUGAAGACAGGUCCUUUGCUUAAAUCAACAUCAAGUACGACACAGAUGGGAUCAAAGACUCCCGUUGGUACUCCGUUUGUUAAUGAUGGCAGCUUUCUAGAAAAGUUUAAACAAAUGCAAGCUAUGAAAGGAACUACAGGUUCAACAUCGUUGCCUAAACCAGAAACUGAAAAGAAAUCCAGUCGUCCCAAACUGAGUCCAUUUGUCCCUCUCCCAACAAUGAUGUUUGCGAAGAAGUCGAUGAUAGGAGGGGCUGUUGCAUCUCCCAAAACCCCGGCCACUACCGACACAUCUGGGCUCAUGAGCGGGGAGAGCGACAGUGAAGAAGAUCAGUUUAGUGAGAGACCAACAGAACCAAGUAGAGAAAAGACAAAUACAACCAAAGAACUAGACAUCGAUAGCAAUGACAGGAUUAACAGAGACAGCAUAGAUAUGAGUGAUAGGGGCACAGAUGAGCGAGAUAGGGGUAACAGAGACACGAGUGAAAGGGACACACAUGAGAGAGAUAGGGGUAACAGAGACAGGAUCGAGAGAGACACAAAUGAAAGAAAUAGGGGUAAUAGAGACAGGAGCGAGAGGGACACAAAUGACAGGGACAGGAGUAACAGAGACAGGAACGAGAGGGACACAAAUGAGAGGAAUACAGAGGACAGGGGGAGGACUUACAGGGACAACAGAGAUAGAAAUGAGAGGGACAGAAACAACAGAGACAGAAGUGAGAGGGACAGAAAUGACAGAGUUUGGAGUGACCGAGAAAGAAAUAACCGAGCCUGGAACGAGAGGGACAGAGACGUGAGUGACAGGAAUACUAACGAAAGAGGCAGGAGUUACAGGGACAACAGAGACAGGACUGAAAGGAACAUCAGGGACAGAAGUGACAGAGACAGUAGAGAUAGAGACAACAGAGAAAGGGACAUCAGAGACUGGGGUGAUAGGGGCAGAGACAGGAACUGGAUGGAAAGAGACAGGGAGCCUGGUAGAGGGGAUCAAGUCUCGGACAGGACGAGGGAGAGAGACAAUCCCCAGAGAACAGCCUACGAUCCGUUCUCUCCAACCGAGGACAGUCCAGUCAAAUACCACUGGUCGAAGAAAGAAGAGCCAACUAAUGGGCAGCCAGUACCUCCACCCUGCCCUCCACAGCCAUCGUAUUCCCCACCAAAUGAAACUGAAAUGCAGUGGCAAACAAGCAGACCAUACCCUGAGGACAUUUACAAACCAUGGGACAAGUACAACAACAACAACAGCAGACCAUCGCCGGGUGAUACCUCGAGACCGUCGCCGGGUGAUACCUCGAGACCGUCGCCGGGUGAUACCUCGAGACCGUCGCCGGGUGAUACCUCGAGACCGUCGCCGGGUGAUACCUCGAGACCGUCGCCGGGUGAUACUUCGAGACCCUCACCAGGUGAUACUUCGAGACCCUCACCAGGUGAUACUUCGAGACCCUCAUCAGGUGAUACUUCGAGACCCUCACCAGGUGAUACCUCCAGCCUCUCCCACGACGAUACACCCAGCUCCAGACCAAGUCCCGUCGAGAGAGGACGAUCGGGAAGAAGAUCCGGAAGUUCGACUUCACGAUCCACUCGGUCAUCCAGGAGUCGAAGCUCAUCGAGAGAAAGCAGCUCACGGCGCUCGUCCCGUUCCUCCAGCUCGUACUCCAGACACAGAAGCCGGUCGCCGUGGAAACGGAAUGGUUCCAGUGGCCGGAGCGGAUCUCGGGUGUCGAGCAAGCGUUCGUCGGAUGACGUCAACGACAGUGACAGAAGUGGGCGUGGCAGCGGUAGACGUCGGCAUUACUCCUCCAGUUCCGACAGCAGUUCCUCAAGAUCUCCGUCUACUAGUUCUUCUUCUUCUGUUUCCUCCUCUGAAGAUGAUGAUGACAGCGUGCACUCACCAGUCUCUCCCCCAGAGGGCCCCGCCAUGAGGAAGAUGUGCGACCAUCUUGCCGAGGUGAUUGCUGAUAAGGGCAAGGAGGAGGAAGACCGGAUUCUCGAGGAGAACAAGGGCAAGGCCGUCUUCUGGUUUCUCUAUGACACUACCUGUGAUACUUACAAAUACUUCCGUUGGAGGAUCCACACAAUCAGUCAUGAGAAAAGAACGAUCCAGAAAGCCGAGCGGCGAGAGGAGAGGCGAGCUGGACGGUUGCGAAGAAAACGCAAAAGAGAAAAGGCUAGAGAAAAAAGAAGACGUCGGGCAAAAAGAGAGAAAGACGAAGACGAUGACGAAGAGUCUCUGUCUCGGUCGUCAACCCAAGAAACAGUACGAAAUGAUGAUCAACAACAGACGGAUGAGUUGAGACAGUUAAACACACAGAGAGUUCAGUCUGAGGGGCUGGGUGCGACAGGACAACAACAAGAAAAAAUAAUUGUCAAAUCAGAAGCUGGGUUUAGUGACAGACUCACUGACAGUAGGAAUUCUGAAAGAAAGAGCUUGAAAAAUACUGAAGAUGAUGAAAGGGAAAUGAUUAAGGACAUAAAGAAGGAAAGAACAGAGGGUGAAAUUGGUGAAGAAGAAUCUGGAUAUAACACGUACAAAAAGGAUUUGUCAGAAUAUGGAGGUACUGCAUGUGCUGAAAAGGUAAUACAAUGUGAAAACGAGAAUGCUAAAUAUGGCAGUGAGAUGGACAAAGAUGUCUCUGAAGUUUGUCGUGGUAGCAAGGAGAAAAGUACAGAUGAAAUAUGUGAUGUGAAAAUAAAAACUGAAAGUGUGAAAAGCGAAACAUUUGGAGAUGACAAGUUGGCUGAGAGUGUGUGUUGUAAAGACGAAAGGCUUGGUGUGGAAGACUGUGUCCAAGUGAAGCAAGAAAGUCAAGACCAACAGGAAGGCAAGGACAAACCAGAAGACAACCAGCCUUCAAAGAGUGAAGAAAUUGGGGAGAAAGACGAGAGCGCCACAGCACGAAGGAGGAGAAAGCGAAAGUCUCGCUGGGGUGACUGGCCUGAUGAUGACAAUGCCUCACAAGCAGACGGCGUGACUUCCAUCCCGCCUCCAGGUGUCGUCGCCCCCGUACCCGGUAUGCCUGGCUUUCCGGGGGUUUCCCAGGUCACAGGGAUGUGUGCUGUACCUGGGGUCACCCCUGUACCAGCUGUGUCAUCAGUCCCUGGAAUAGCAACAGGUAUACAGCUCGGUGGCAUUGCUACUGUCACACGGCCUCCCAUGCAAGCAGUUCACCAUUACCCAACAAUGCAAGACUUUGCUCGUAAGAUGGUCGGCAGUGAUGAACUAUCACCGGAACAGCUCAAGCAGAUCAGAGAGCAGAAGGAGAUGAACAUGAUGUACGAGCUGAUCCUGGCCCAGAAGAAGGCGAGCGAGGCGGCCAUGAUGCCGGCGAAGAAGGCGAAGUUCGAGUACGACUCUGACGAGGACACAGAGGGAGGCACCUGGGAACACAAGAAGAGGCUGGCCGAGAUGAGCGCAACACGCGAAUGGGCCGAAAAGUUAACAGAUUCAAAUCGAGGGAAGCAUUUUAUUGGAGAUUUUCUUCCUCCCGAUGAGUUGGAAAGAUUCAUGGAAACUUUCAAGGCUUUGAAAGAAGGCCGGGAACCAGACUACUCGGAGUACAAGGAGUUCAAGCUGACCUGUGAGAACCUCGGAUUUCAAAUGCUGCAAAAACUUGGCUGGAAAGAAGGAGAAGGUCUCGGAACAGAGGGACAGGGCAUCACGGAGCCAGUUAAUAAGGGCCGGACGACAGUGGAAGGCCAUGGUCUGGGAGUGGAGCGGCCGGCAAACCUGGAGGUUGAUGAUGAUGAGUUUGAUGCAUUCAGGAAGAGGAUGAUGCUGGCGUACAGGUUCCGACCCAACCCACUGAAUAAUCCCAGAAGACCAUACUACUGAGCAAACACAACAGAAUACGGAUACCGCAUUGUGAACACCUUCCAAGUCUGUACAUAGUGCUGGCAAAACAUUAAUCAUGUACCAGAAUUUUUUCACAUUAGUACAAUAUUGUUUUGGUGUGUUUUUUGUGAUUCAGUUUUACAAUUAUAGUACAUUUCUUAUAAAAAUUUAUCUUGGGUACCUUUUCUUCAUAACUAAAUUACAUCCCUUGAUGAUAUAUAUAUAUAUUUAUAUAUAUGUGUUUUUUCUUUCUUUCUUUUUUGGGGUGGGACAUAGCCCAGUGGUAAAGUGCUCACUUGAUGCAUAGUUGGUCUAGAAUUGAUGCGUCGGUGGGCCCCAUUGGGCUAUUUCUCGUUCCAACCAGUGCAUCACGAUUGGUAUAUCAAAGGCUGUAGUAUGUGCUAUCCUGAUGCAUAUAAAAGAUCCCUUGCUACUAAUGGA
This is a messenger RNA of Gigantopelta aegis, 4880 nucleotides long. RefSeq names its product serine/arginine repetitive matrix protein 2-like. Gene Ontology annotation, molecular function: RNA binding. The transcript has 14 exons. Gene Ontology annotation, biological process: RNA processing. Bases 378 to 4439 code for a protein of 1353 amino acids. Gene Ontology annotation, cellular component: nucleoplasm. NCBI's taxonomy places the organism in Eukaryota, Metazoa, Mollusca, Gastropoda, Neomphalida, Peltospiridae. The record is from RefSeq and is a predicted model, not a curated record.